UAGACAUUGUGUGCUGGAAGGACGCUCCUUACGUUAGUGAAUGUAUAUGUGUGUGUGCGUGUGUGCGUGCGUGUGUGUUUCUUACUCAUGAAUCGCUCCAGAAGGCUGGAGGACCUCCUAGCAAUAUGCUCCGUAUUACAUCAGCAGCGCACAGCACUCUACUGCCGACCUAACUACAAUAACAGAGACCUGAUCCUGGAAAGCCAGAGAAGGCUACUGAUUUACCUUUAGGUUGUAUUUGUGUGUUCCUCCUUACCGGCGUUGUCAUACCCUGAAAAUUAUAACUUCUUUUUAUUUAAUUCUUGUCUGCCUUUUAUCGCAGCUGGAUCAAGCAAGCAGACUCGGACAAGUUUGGCACUAACAGAAUGGGCAUGGAAGUGGCAUUGCCCUAGUAAACGCAGUACAAGUGAUAUUAAAAGGAGCACUUUUUUGCCUCCCUUCCCCCAAAUUAACUGGAAUGACUUCGUUAAUGUAUACUUUGGCGGUAAUACAACUGAAAGUGUUUAUGCUGACUGAAGGUAGCCCCCUUAAAUCUACGUGUCCAACUGGCUAUUUCCCAUGUGGGAACAUCACACUGUGUUUACCUCAGUCGUUUCACUGCAAUGGAGUAAAGAACUGUCCUAACGGUGCAGAUGAAUUCAUGUGUGGUGAUAACAGCGGAUGGGCAGAGAUUUUUGAUAUGGUUAUUGAAAAGCCUAAUCCCGCAGAUUUGCCAAAUGAGUGCUAUCUUCAGCUGUAUCCUGCUGUCUGUGAUUGCAAAGAUCAUGAACUGGAAUGUGUCAACGUGAACCUGAGUUCUGUGCCACAGGUUUCAACUAAUAUAACAUUGCUGUCAUUAAAACACAAUAAAAUCCAAAGUCUGCCUGAUGAGGUUUUUGCGAAAUAUACAGACCUUCAGAAACUAUUUCUACAGAACAAUAGUAUUACGACAGUGUCUCCUAGCGCAUUUGUUGGACUGAAGAAGCUUCUAAAACUGUAUCUCAGCAGCAAUUACAUUUCAGUACUAGAAGUUGGAAUAUUUAAAGAUUUGCAAGCAUUAAGAUGGCUAAUUCUGGAUGACAAUCCUAUAGCAACAGUUUCACAACUGUCAUUCACUGGACUGACGUCUCUAAUGUUCUUAUCUAUGAUCCACAACUCACUGGAACAGCUUCCUGGACAAAGCAUCUGUGAAGAAAUGCCUUUUGUUAACUGGAUAGAUCUGGAAGGUAAUAAAAUCAAAUAUAUAAAUGAUUCUACUUUCAUGGGAUGCAGUUCUCUUACGGUGCUGUCUCUUCGGAGAAAUCACAUAACCUACCUGUCAGAAAAAGCCUUUUCACCAUUGGAAAGUCUAGGUGAAUUAGACCUUUCUUUCAACAGACUUCACGAACUACCUCGUUACAUCUUUAUGGAUUUACCAUUUCUGAAAAUGCUGAACCUAUCUUAUAACCCAAUCAAGAGAAUCCAUGUGAAUCAGUUUGAAUCUCUUAAAGAACUCCAGUCCCUAGUCCUGGAACCAAUUGAGAUAAUGGAUAUACAAAUCAGGAUGUUUCAGCCACUGGUGAACCUCUCUCACAUCUACUUCAAGAAGUUUCGGUAUUGCUCCUUUGCUCCUCAUGUACGGAAGUGCAAACCAAACACAGACGGAAUUUCAUCGCUUCAAGACCUCCUGGCAAAUACAGUGCUAAGAGUAUUUGUCUGGGUUAUUGCCUUUGUCACCUGCUUUGGAAAUCUUUUUGUAAUUUUUAUGAGAUCAUUUAUCAAAGCUGAAAACAAGCUGCAUGCCCUGUGUAUCAAAGUGCUUUGUUGUGCCGACUGUCUCAUGGGAGUAUAUUUAUUCUUCAUCGGCGUGUUUGACCUGAAGUAUAGAGGACAGUAUAACAGUCAUGCUUGGAACUGGAUGACAAGCUCAAAGUGUCACAUAGUAGGAUUUAUGGCUAUGCUGUCUACUGAAGUUUCUGUACUUUUACUGACGUACUUGACUUUAGAAAAGUAUUUGGUAAUUGUCUUCCCUUUUAACAAUAUACGCCCUGGAAAGCGUCAGACUUUGAUAAUACUUGCAUCAAUAUGGGUCAUUGGAUUUAUAAUAGCCCUUAUUCCACUAUGGAAUGAGGAAUUUUUUGGAAAUUAUUAUGGAAGGAAUGGAGUUUGUUUUCCACUUUAUUCUGAUUUAAAAGAAGAAGAAGGGGCUAGAAGAUACUCGAAUGGAAUAUUCCUUGGUGUGAAUUUGGCUGCUUUUGUCAUUAUAGUAUUUUGCUAUUCCAGUAUGUUUUACUCCAUCAACAAAACUGGCCUUCAGACAUCUAAGGUAAAAACUCACAUUCACAGGGAUGUUGCUAUAGCAAAUCGCUUUUUCUUCAUAGUGCUGUCUGAUGCUCUUUGUUGGAUUCCCAUUUUCUUACUGAAAGUCCUUGCUUUACUGGACGUCGAUGUUCCAGGAACAAUAACAUCAUGGGUGGUAAUAUUCAUCCUACCAAUAAACAGUGCCUUAAACCCAAUACUUUAUACACUCACAACCAGCUUCUUCAGGGGAAAGUUGAAGCAGAUGUUUUCUCGGCAACACAGAAAAGGCACUAACAAAAGCAGGAAGAGUUUGUCAUCUCUCAUGUGGUCAGACAGUUCCUCAAGGAGAUCAUCGUCACUUCAAAUGGGAUUUUUGCAAAGGGCAUCUCUGGGGGAGAAUGUAGUACAUUCAAGGUAGGGUUAAUGAUAAUAGUGUUGUAUGUGUUAAGACUUUUCAGUCUGGACUUUCACAUAAGAACAAGCCUGGACAUUGCCUUGAACAACUAAUCUCUUAAUGCUGUUCUACAGACUCUUUCAGCAUUGUGGCAUCCCUGCUUUGUGCAAGAACCAAAUUCAUCAAACUGUGCCAAACUUUUGUCACAUGCUAAUACUAGAAAGGGCAUUAAUAACAUGAAGUGAUCACCCAGUCAUGGUCUGUCAAUCAGAAAACAUUUUAUUUCUGUGUUCACCUUCAUGGAGCUACAUCAAAGAAAUGUCUCCAUUUUGCUGCUUUUCACGUCGGGGAAUAUCUAUGUCAUGAAAAAGACUAUGGUCACACUGUUUGUCUUUUAUGAAUAUGCCACUUAUGUAAAUACAUUAUUUCUUUGUACAGUCUUUGAAUAAUUUACUGUUCCCUUCUGAGAUCUCGCACACACAUGCAUACAUACCUAAGGUUAGACAACGGUCAUUGUUAAUGUCUGAGUAAUUUUAUUUAUAAAUAUUUGAGAAGUCAUUGCUUACAAUAUCAAACAAGAUGUUUUGCUAUGUCUGUUCUACUUUUCAAAUAAGCUUCACUGAGGAUUAUGUGAACAUAUAUUUUAAAAAGUUUUUAAUAAAAUGUUUCAUGAAAUUAAAAGAAACCAGCACAUUACUAUAAAAUGCAGAUUAUUUUAUUGUAUUUAUGUUUUGCUGAAUGCAUUAGUCACACUAGGCUUAUUGCUUACAUUCAGAGGAAACCUGACUGUAUUGAACUGAGGAAGUUUGCCCAAAAUACAAGGAAAUUGUGCUACUCUUUGGCAGAGGGCAUUAAGAAUUGUACUUAUACUGAAGUAAGGAGGAAGGAAGAAACAUGCAUGUAUUUGAAAAAUGAGGAAUUGUGUCAGCAGAAACUGAAUUUAAUUUGGCAUUUUGUUCACAGAGUUGAAUACCAUAUGCUACUGAUGAUGCACUGAUUAAAAUAUUCAAAGAAGCAGAUGUCCAGAGUGAAAAUAACAAAGCCUAAGGGUUACAGUGGAUGAAAAGGAAGAAGUUGUCAUUUUCACAAUGGAUAAUGCAUGAAUCUCCUCAUGGUGGAUAAGCGGGGAGCCAGUGGGUAAAGGGCAAAUAUUGUUUGAGUGAGAAUGGAAUUAAGACCACGGACAGAGGUUGACAUUAAGUAGAAUAAUCCCCAACUAACAUACCCUCCCAUAACUAUUAGCUGCCUCCUUAUUAACAGACUACCAAGGUACUUGUGGACAAAACUGGGUUGGGUUGUGUGGCUAGGCUUAUAAACACCCUCGUGGUCAUUAGCCUAGUCAAACUUAUGAACCUAUCAACCAUUAGGAGGAUGAUAAAGAUUGUAUCAUGGUAAAUUGUGUACAUUAUUAUACUUUAAGGCUUGUAGAUGUCAGAAUUACUCAAAUAUAUCAUGUAGAAGAGUUGCAGAGUUUGUUGAAACAAAAACUGAAAUGGUCAAAAUGGGUUGAUGAAUGUUUUGGCAUAAUAUUUGUUUUCUAAGGCUUUGAGUAUCAUUUUUAUGCUACCAGGGAGAUGUGUUGUUGGAUGUAGUUUGCAACGGUUUUGCACUAAGCAUGGUUUCUAUGUAUGCAUUUGCAGCAACCAUGACUAGGAAGGAACUGUUAGAGAGUCUAAAGUUAUUUGUAAUUGUAGAUGUGAAUACAGUAGGGACAGGGAAUUUGAAAUGCUAGCUUUUAAUAAUACUACUAGUAAUAAUAAUAAAAUGCAAUUGAUGUGAAGGAAUGAAGAUGUUCAAGGGGAAGCCUAUGGUUAAGUAAUGAAAUUAUUUUAACUUUUAAGCAUGGUCAGAUUAUUUCAGAUGAUACAUGAUUUUUCAGUCAGUUUUAAGGAAGUAAAAAAUUGUUCUCUUAGGUGGCAAUUUCAGAUCACGCAGCAGUAUGUAGUGAGCUUACGUAAAACAAUCAUACAUUCAUGAUAUGUAAGGGAUGAAAUGGACUUGUUAUUUGACUGCACGUGAGUGUUUUUUGUUAGAAGUGAAACUUAUGUAAAAGAAGGCCAUGGAUGUAAGACAGUUUUGUAAAUUAUGGGAUGAGUGAUGAAUAAACUGGAAAAGGAAGCAUACAGUGAUGUAGACAGAUGUAAAGAAAUGAUAUGGGGAUUGCAGGCAUUUGAUAUAUGCUUUAUGUUCUAUUAAAGUAAUGCACAGUAGGAAAGUUAAGGAAAUAUAAAAGGAAAACAUGGAAAAAAAGUAACAAUUUGUGAAGAUUUUGCUGGAAGAAAGCUGUACAUCAUUUGUUGGGUAAAAAGGAGAAAAGAAUCAUUGAUGAGCAGUUGGAAAGAUGACAGAGUAUGCCACUUGUGGCAAAAAUUCAUGAAUAUAUAACAGGCAUACAUAUUAGUAUAGUGGGGGUGAAAAAAAUUUAGAACAGUGGAAAAUGAAUAAUUUAACAAAGGACAAAAAGUGUUGAAUAGAUAAGGGUGCUAGUUUGGGAAAUAUAGAUUAAGCAUUUAGUAAGGAUUGACUAGAUUCUGCAACCUGAAUAUUAUAAAUUGAUGCCAGGAGGACAAAAAUGGGUUUAUUAGAGUAAUGAAUGAGUAGUGUGUAAAAGAAAUGGUGCUGUCAAAAGGGUUAGGCAUAGUGUUAAGGUAGAUUUGGAAAAAAGGUGGUCAAAAUAAUUUUGACAACUGGAGACCAAUAAGUCAAAAUCAUUAUGAAAUCAUAAAAAAACAUCACGGUAAAGAAGUUAAUUAGUAUAGAUUGUAAAUGGAGUCAAAAACUGAGAUGGGGACGAUUUUGUGAAUGUACUCUUUUGGGUGUCAAAAAAUGUAUAAAUGUACAAACUAUUGCCCUUAAAAAUGGAUAUGAUGGAAGAUAAAUAGAGAUGGAUAAAGGCUUAAAGCACGUUUGCCCACUAAAUGGGUAACUAUUUGUUUACUAAUGACUAGAGUAGUGACACAAGUAAAUGUGAGAGUAUUAUAGGGAAGAUGUGAAAAAUAAAUGAAUUUGUGAGUACCUUAUAUUUAUAUCUAUAUAAAUGACACAAUAUGUAUUAUCAAAAAUAAAACAACAGAUUAAGGACAUAUAAACCUUAUUCAGAAGGAAAUAAAGGUGGUAGGUUGAAUUUAAUAAAAAAGGGGAAAGAUUAUGGAAAUGUUGAAAACACGGGAGAUGUAUAGUUUAAUAAAGGAGAAACUGAAGUAUCAGGUAAUUGUUUUAUUGGAAGCUAGUAUGUAGUUCACAGUCAAGAGUUAGAACUGAGAACUGUAAAGGAGAUUCAGAAAAUGUGGUCAUCUUUUAAGGUGUUAUUUGAAAAGCGUGUGUACUUGCUUAGAACAGUAAUGUUAAACUUGUUUAAUUAUUGGGCAGCUAGAUAUAGUUCAUUUUGCAGUUAGAAAAAUGCUUUUUUUGUCCUGGGGAUUGAGUUUGACUCUAGUAAAAAAGUAUUUUUUAAUAAAAAAGGAAUGAUACAGUUAAUAAAUCCAUUUUAUUUUUUGCUUCAUUACAUUUGCAUUUUGUGCUGAAAGAAAAAAAUAUGAUGAGGCAUCUUUUAAGUAUAAUGUUGAGAAUAAGUAUAAAACAUUAUGGGAAAUGAUGGAUAAAGGAAAAGGAAGUUUACAUUAUGCAUAUUCCAAAGGAUUUGAUAACAAGAGUGUACACUUUGUGCUACUCCAACACAUUUAGUUUGUGUUUGCACGACAAGCAUUAGUGCUCACUGAUUAUGCAAGCUGCUAAGCAAUUCUACAUGUUAAGCAGCACAUGUUUAUGGCAAGAAUAACUGCUAGCAGCCAUGCUGAGGUACACAGAGUUUUGAGCACGCAAUAUAAACAACAGGUUAUAAAUAAGCUUAUGCUUAUUGUGAACACAUGAAGACAGCAUGAUACAAGGCUAGGGCAAGCUUAAAUAGGAAACUGUGUUGAUAUAACCAGAGAUUACUGUGCAAACAAAAUAUUCCCUACUUAUAUACUGCCUCUGUGUUCUUCACUAACGGUA
This is a messenger RNA of Protopterus annectens (West African lungfish), 6646 nucleotides long. RefSeq names its product relaxin family peptide receptor 2 (gene RXFP2). Lineage: Eukaryota; Metazoa; Chordata; Ceratodontiformes; Protopteridae. Gene Ontology annotation, biological process: G protein-coupled receptor signaling pathway. The transcript is spliced from 18 exons. The coding region runs from base 458 to 2677 and encodes 739 amino acids. Gene Ontology annotation, molecular function: protein binding; G protein-coupled receptor activity. Gene Ontology annotation, cellular component: membrane. The record is from RefSeq and is a predicted model, not a curated record.